This is a messenger RNA of Rosa chinensis, 2733 nucleotides long. RefSeq names its product long-chain-alcohol oxidase FAO4A. The transcript is spliced from 3 exons. The record is from RefSeq and is a predicted model, not a curated record. Lineage: Eukaryota; Viridiplantae; Streptophyta; Magnoliopsida; Rosales; Rosaceae. Bases 235 to 2592 code for a protein of 785 amino acids. Gene Ontology annotation, molecular function: flavin adenine dinucleotide binding; long-chain-alcohol oxidase activity.
GUAGGUUUAUUGAAUCGUUUCUAUUCUCAUUUUCUGGUUGCAUGCUCUCCUAUUUUUGACACUUGACAGAGGUCACAGGCACACACCGGCUACUUACUGCUCCAUCUCAUUGUUACGAUUUGGUUCGGUCAUCCCCUUCACGCUCUCUCUCUCUCUGAAAUUUUGAAACCAAGUAUGAAGGUAGCUUAGUCUGUGACUCUCACAAAAAAGAUCGUACGUUUUCACAAAGCAGCUAUGGAGCAAAGUGAAAAUGAAAAACAUGCAGAAGAUAUUGAGCUUGGAGGCGUUGAUGCAAAGAAGCUUGUUGGAGGAUUUGUGUACCCAAACUCUCUCUCGUCCCGUGAAAUGGAGUCGCUCACUGCCCUUUGUGACACCAUCUUGCCCUCUAUAGACGUCUCCGGUGACGCAAGCACUUGCACCGAUGAGUCCUUGAUCACGUUUUACCGGACAUCAGCGUCCAUGGCAGGAACACCAGAUCGACUAGGGGGUUUGAUAAGUGAGAGGCUAGAGCAUCCAAUGAAGUGGUUGAUGCGAUUAUCAUUAUGGCUCUUGUCAACAUGGAUAGGAACCUUCAUAUUAUGUGGAAGAGGCAGCUUGUCAACCCAAUUUCCCUACUUUCGGAGUUUUGCCCAAGUUUCUCAGCAGAAACGAGAACAGAUAGUGGUGUCAUGGUCUCUCAGUUACUUUCAUCUCCUUCGGAUGUUCUUCAAGACCAUCAAGCUUCUCACUCUCCUCGUCUUCUUCACUCAAGUGGAUGAGAAUGAGGAGAACCUAUCUUGGAAAGCAAUUGGCUACACGGGACCUGAUCCAGAUAUCCUUAACAAAACCAAUCUAUCAACAGCAUUGACAAGAAACGGAUAUGAAAGACCAGACACUGAAGAACAAGAAUAUCAAAGAACUUACAAAGAAGAAUUCUUUGGACCUCUUUACCAUGGCAUCAUCAAUUUGAGCAAACCAAAGGAUGUAGUUGCCAAUAGUCUAAUGAGAUUUGGAAUUCCAGUCUCCGUUAUUUACUCCCCAAAAACAUCGUCUGACCCUUCUUUAAUUUUCCGAUGCGAUGCUGUAGUAAUUGGUUCAGGCUCUGGCGGUGGUGUUGUUGCUGGCGUUCUGGCCAAGGCUGGUUACAAAGUGAUCGUUUUGGACAAGGGAGACUAUCAUGCCAGAAAGAACCUUACACUUCUUGAAGGACCCACAAUGGAUCAAAUGUACCUAUCAGGAGGUUUGGUUGCAACUGAUGAUAUGGGGGUUUUACUACUUGCUGGCUCCACUGUUGGUGGAGGCUCUACAAUCAACUGGUCAGCCUCAAUUCGAACACCUCAGCAUGUAAGUAGCGAAUGGUACAAUCACCAUGGGCUAGAACUGUUCGACAGUCAACUAUAUCAAGAAGCCAUGGAUAUUGUCUGCCAACGAAUGGGAGUUCAAUCUGACAUACAUGAAGAAGGAUUCAGCAAUGCUGUUUUGAGAAGAGGGUGCCAAGAAUUGGGGUAUCCUGUACAUAAUAUUCCUCGAAACGCAGGACCAGAUCACUAUUGUGGUUGGUGCUGCCUCGGCUGCAAGGAUGGAAGCAAAAAGGGUACAUCAGAGACAUGGCUGGUGGACUUAGUUCGUUCAGGAAACGGUGCAAUUUUUUCAGGAUGCGAGGCUAUAAAAGUAUUGCAUACGAGAACGAAAGGUAGAGCUCGAAACGCAGCUACUGGAGUCAUGUUUGAAUUUAAACAUGAAGGAGCAAAACAAGUCUGUGUGGUGGAAUCUAAGGUCACAAUUGUUGCUUGCGGUGCUCUCAGUACUCCAAUAUUGUUGAAUCGAAGCGGAUUGAAGAAUGCCAAUAUUGGAAAAAAUUUACAUCUACAUCCAGUUGCAAUGGCAUGGGGCUAUUUUAAUAAUCCAGAUUCACCUAAUCUCUCUGAGAAAAAGAGCUACGAAGGAGGGAUAAUGACAGCAAUGUCUACUGUCACUGCAGAUUUUGACAGGUCUGGCUAUGGAGCGUUGAUACAAACACCUGCAUUGCACCCUGGUAUGUUCUCAAUUGUAAUGCCAUGGAUUUCAGGCAAAGAUAUAAAGCACCGAAUGAGCAAGUUCUCUAAAACUGCCCAUAUAUUUGCAUUGGCAAGAGAUAAAGGAUCGGGGACAGUACUAACAAAUGCACCAAACUCAGUCAGCUAUCAAAUGGAACCCGUUGACGAAAACAAUCUAAACAGAGGACUUGAGAAGUCAUUGAGGAUUUUGGCGGCAGCGGGAGCUGAAGAAAUUGGAACCCAUCAUUUCAAAGGGAAGAGUUUAAACGUGAAGAAGGCAAGUUCUGGUGAAUUUGAGCAGUUUGUGAAAGAGGAGAGUUCGAGGCCAUUAAGAGACAUUUCAUCUAGCAUCUGCUCUGCGCAUCAGAUGGGAAGUUGCAGAAUGGGGGUCAACGCAAAAGGGUCGGUAGUCAACCAGAUGGGAGAGACGUGGGAAGUUGAGGGACUAUUUGUAGCAGACUCGAGUGUUUUCCCAACGGCUUUGGGAGUCAAUCCUAUGGUUACUGUUCAGUGUAUUGCUUACUGCACUGCGCAAUCUGUUAUUCAAGUGCUUCAGAGAAGAAAGCCGGAUGUAUAAAUUCUGGGGUGGUUUAGGUCUUGCUUGGUUCUUGACAUAAACUGAUAAACCAAAUCAAAAUUAAAUUUGAUAGAUUUGGUUCAGUUUGAUUCGGUUCAGUUUAUAUCAGUUGUGGUUUGAUAUUUAUUAUUUUUGGUUUAG